AUGGAGAAGAGAGCCAUGAAAUACUGUCUUCUAGACAUGACAUGGCUGUUGAAUACAUUAACUCACAGCAAAUCCAUCACCAAUGUCAAGACAGACAAAAUUACAGGUGUGGAUGAGGAGUGCCUCCUAAGGCUCCACUCCUUCAAGAAGAGGUCCGUCAGAAUUAUUCCACUGAAGUGGAGGCUGCAGAAGUGUGAGGGCACCGAGCGGCUGCUCAAGAUGCAGAACCAACGCAGAGGUCGCACACUAUUCCAGGAUGUGCAGAAGCCAUCUCAAGAUGAGUGGGGUAAAUCCCAGGAGGUCAUGGAAGCUGCCUUGGCCCUGGAGAAGAACCUGAACCAGGCCCUCUUGGAUCUUCAUGCCCUGGCUUCUGCUCGCACAGAUCUUCACCUCUGUGACUUCCUGGAAAACCACUUCCUGGAUGAGGAGGUGAAGCUCAUCAAGAAGAUGGGCAACCACCUGAUGAACCUCAGCAGGGUGACUGGGCAACAGCCAGCUCAGACCGGUGUGCCCUCGCCAUCUCUGGGCGAGUACCUCUUUGAGAGGCUCACUCUCAAGCAUGACUAGGAGGCGUCACCUUCCAAGGGGAUCCCUCCUCUGCUCUGUACCAGCCAGCCUCAGGACCUUCACCCAAACCUCUAGGCAGCUUUGUAACCGCUCUGGAGCCCCUUCCAAGU
Messenger RNA from Peromyscus leucopus (white-footed mouse), 677 nucleotides. RefSeq names its product ferritin light chain 1-like. Gene Ontology annotation, molecular function: ferric iron binding; ferrous iron binding. The record is from RefSeq and is a predicted model, not a curated record. The coding region runs from base 1 to 567 and encodes 188 amino acids. Gene Ontology annotation, cellular component: cytoplasm. The transcript is spliced from 2 exons. Lineage: Eukaryota; Metazoa; Chordata; Mammalia; Rodentia; Cricetidae. Gene Ontology annotation, biological process: iron ion transport; intracellular iron ion homeostasis.